GCUUGCACCUAAUCUGUCACCCACCCCUCACUCUCUCUCUCUCCUCCUACUCUCCCACCUCUAGGCCUUUUGACUGCUUGUCCAACUCAAGUCAUCAACAUGAGGCUCUCUUAUCUGGCCGUAGCCACCGCCUUGGCUACCAUCACAACAGCUGCAGCAACCCCCAAGCAGCAAUGUCACUGCCUACCUGGAGACUCUUGUUGGCCCUCGGUCUCCACUUGGAACCUGCUCAACGCAACCGUUGGUGGCCGUCUGGUCGCCACCACGCCCAUUGGAUCGCCCUGCCAUGAUCCUACGUACGAUGCCGCGGCUUGUGCUGCUCUGCAGUCAUCCUGGACCAACCCCUUGACACACAUUCCCUCCUCGUCUUCUGUUAUGCAAUCCUACUUUGCCAACCAGUCCUGCGACCCUUUCACUGACAGAGCUGUUCCUUGCACCCUCGGCAACUAUGUGAGCUAUGCUGUCGACGUCCGCUGCACCGCAGACGUCAGCUAUGCUCUCAAGUUCGCCAAGGCCAACAACCUCAGAGUUGUUGUCCGUAACACUGGUCACGACUUCCUCGGACGUUCUACCGGUGCCGGUGCUCUUGCGAUCUGGACCAACCACUUGAAGACCAUUGACUUCUCAACAUGGUCUGAUAAGUACUACUCCGGCCCGGCUGUCAACGUCGGCGCCGGUGUCCUCGGGUACGAGAUCCUUGAGGCUGCCCACGCAAAGGGUCUUACUGUCGUCUCUGGUGAGUGCGCCACAGUUGGCCUUGCUGGCGGUUUCACACAGGGAGGUGGUCACUCUGCUCUGUCAACACAGUUCGGUCUCGGAGCCGAUCAGACGCUGGCCUUCCAAGUAGUCACCGCCGACGGCAAGACUGUCGUCGCCUCUGCUACACAGAACACCGACCUGUACUGGGCUCUCAGCGGCGGUGGCGGCGGUACCUUUGGUAUUGUCACUGGCCUUACUGUUCGCGCCUACCAGGCCCAGACUGUUGGCGGCGCCGCUUUCCAGCUCCUCGCUGCGACGACCACGCCUGAGAAGUUCAACGCCGCUGUCUCCAAGUUUCACGAACUGCUUCCCGCGAUGACGGACCAGGGUGCUUUCGCCGUCUUCCUCCACAACGCCCAGUUCCUCGUCCUCCGCCCUCUGACUGUCUGGAACUCGACCGCUGCUCACGUUCGUGAUGUCAUCCUUGCGCCCUUCACCAAGGCCCUCGAAGAGGAGAUUGGCAUCACCCUGACCGUCGCCUACAGCGAGCUGUCCUACCGUGAUCACUACGACCUCUACAUGGGCCCUCUUCCCCAGGGCAACCUCGAGGUUACGCGGUACCAGUUCGGUGGUCGCUUGAUUCCCCGCGAGGCGAUCGAGAACAACAACGUAGAGUACCAAAAGGUCGUCCAGAACCUGACUGCAAAUGGCGUCCUCCUCGCCGGUAGCGUCGGACACUACAACAAGCCCGCCAGCGCGCCCGAGAACUCGGUCCACCCAGCGUGGCGCAAGGCUGUCAUGCAGUUGCAGCUCAUCACCAACUGGGACAAUGCCGCGCCUUGGGCUGGCAUGGAGGCUUCGCAGAAGCGCAUGACGGACGAGUUCAUGCCGUGGAUCACGGCUGUUACGCCGGGUAGCGCUUCGUACAUGAACGAGGCCGACUUCAGGCAACCGGACUGGCAGAAUGCCUUCUUUGGCACUAACUACGCCAAGUUGCUCGCGAUCAAGAAAAAGUGGGACCCUGAGUCGCUCUUCUACGUCCUUAAGGGC
This is a messenger RNA of Colletotrichum phormii, 1749 nucleotides long. Its product is annotated as FAD binding domain-containing protein. Gene Ontology annotation, molecular function: FAD binding; oxidoreductase activity. The transcript is spliced from 3 exons. NCBI's taxonomy places the organism in Eukaryota, Fungi, Ascomycota, Sordariomycetes, Glomerellales, Glomerellaceae. The record is from RefSeq and is a predicted model, not a curated record. The annotation marks the transcript as partial.